CAGCAGUCUAGUCCGUCUAUAUAGUCACGAAAUAUUUCAAAUUUUCCAAACUAGAAGCUAUAACAGCAAUAUUCCAAUUUUAUUGUAUUUCGACGUUCAAAUAUGUACCGCGUCGUGAAUGCUCUUAUAUAUCCAAACUCUAUUCAUAUUCAUUUCGCUUAUUCAAACGGUUUUGCAUGGGGCGGGGGGCGUCCAUACGUGUAUGUGUAAUUCGAUUUCAAAAGGUGCACGCGCUGCACUUUUUUCAGUACAAUUAAUGUGAACGGAGUUAUCAACAAAAUAAAUAAAUGGAUAACGAAGAGGUGUCUUCAGAAUCCGACAGUUUCGAGGAAAGUGUAUCCGACGAGUUGUUUCACGAUUCGAUAGAAGCUAAAAAGGAUAACCGUCAAUUUUCUCAAAAUGGUGACGAUGAGAAGUACAAAAGCAAAUCACGUUCCCGAACCGAUCUCGUUCUCGACCUUCGAAACGUACCAUCUGUCGCUAAUGCCGCCAAAUCUGAUGACGAAAUUUCUGAAAAACUUUCGGCCGUUAUCGAACAGCCGGAAGAGCACGUUAAACUCGAGGUUUUAAACAAUGAGGAAGCCGAAAGCCUCACGACGAAGGACGAUCUGGAUGAAAUUCUACGUGAUCGUAUAAAUAGCCUUGCCAACCUCAUCGUCGAUCUGAGAGAACAAAUAAAACUUGCUUUGUCGUUGUGGCGAAAAGAACGCGACGAGUUUCAGUUACUCCGCGAAAAAAGGAAUAUUCUUGCUGUCGAAGAAGCCACGGCAGCAGCGAGAGCUGCGGCCGAAGCUUAUGCAGCAGAGUCGCCACUUUCGAAUGAAAUUGGAAACGUAGUGAACCUGAAUCCCGUCCAGUCACUGAGCGAGUUGGCAAUUCUCGAGUAUGAAAAAAAAUUGGCAAAAUAUCAGGAUGCGCUUGCAUUAGCACAAGCUGAAAAACGAUACAACAUGCGUAGAAAAAUGAUCGCGAAUACGUACCGUCAAAGGCUAGAUGAAGUUGAACGUAUGUGCGAUGAGGAACUGGAAAAAAUUCGAGAAAGUGCGAAUAUUUUGCAGCCCCUGAGACAGAUCGCAUCUCAGUGGGUCGCACCAAAAAGUGAAGAUCACAAAGACGCGAUGAAAAUCGAAUGGGAUUCUGGGACAUUGAAAUCAGACAAGCAGACCGUUCGAAUAACGGACAAAUACAACUCGAUUAAAAGUGCUGGCUUCGUUGACGAUGAGGUUAACAUGAUACCGGAAUUAGUUGCUGCACGUUUUUCCUGCACAGAAGCCUCGAAGUACGAGAGACAUGAUACACUCAAAAACACGAAAACCUCACAGGGGCAUCGUCUGGUUGAGAGCAAUUCUUUGCCUUGUACGUGGUACGCUUCCGCCUCUAAUUCAUCAUGAGGCUGUUUUGAAAAACAUUGCGUCGAUUGCUGCGUUUAUAGUCUGUAUCAUUUUUUUGCUGGCCUACGUACCCAAUAAAUUUGAUCGGAAUUGGAA
Messenger RNA from Venturia canescens, 1487 nucleotides. RefSeq lists its product as uncharacterized. The transcript is spliced from 4 exons. The record is from RefSeq and is a predicted model, not a curated record. NCBI's taxonomy places the organism in Eukaryota, Metazoa, Arthropoda, Insecta, Hymenoptera, Ichneumonidae. The coding region runs from base 288 to 1391 and encodes 367 amino acids.